Molecule: messenger RNA, 759 nt
Organism: Cladophialophora yegresii CBS 114405
Lineage: Eukaryota; Fungi; Ascomycota; Eurotiomycetes; Chaetothyriales; Herpotrichiellaceae
Product: ribonuclease P protein subunit POP4
Exons: 1
Coding region: 1-759 (252 amino acids)
Biological process (GO): tRNA 5'-leader removal; rRNA processing
Cellular component (GO): ribonuclease P complex; ribonuclease MRP complex
Molecular function (GO): ribonuclease P RNA binding
Source: RefSeq, a predicted model, not a curated record
AUGACCUCCUCGCCCCGCCCUGCCAAUUCCCCCACCACGACUCCCUCCCAUCCCGCACACACGCUCCUCGCGCGCGCACACUCACCCGACACCGCGAGCCGCAUCUUCGGCGACAAGAUCAAGAACAAGCCCCUCCUCCUCAACCCGACGGCCUCGGCCGACAGGGACAAGCGCGCGCUUCGACGCCACGUCCGCCUGCGCAAGCAGGAAUAUUACUUGCGCAAGAGGAAACCCCGGCCGCUGAGCGCGAAAGAAAAGAGAGAGCUAGGCGUGUUCGAGCUGAAGAAGGAGGAAGUGAGCUACAGGCUGUAUGAGGGCCUCCAUCGGAUGUGGGUGGACUAUAUGCUCGAGGUGCUGGGGUAUAUGAAGGAUGGGCAGGUGGUGCAGCAGAGUCUCCGGAAGACAGUGACGCCCCAAGGCGGCGGCCCGUUGUUGGCGAGCGCGGACUUUCAUGGCGCACAGCUCGAGGUGGUCCGGUGUGCGGACGCGGGGAGGGUGGGGACAAGUGGGAUUGUGAUUCGGGACACAAAGUUCACGUUUGUGCUUGUUACGGCCAAGGACGAGGUGAGGGUGGUGCCGAAGAAGAAUACGGUGUUUCGGUAUGAGAUUCCUUUGCCUGAGGUUGCUGGCGAGGUGCGGGAGGGAGGCGAAAGGCAGGGCCGAAGCUUGGUGUUUGAACUACAUGGGAACCAGUUCGAGUUCAGGCCGGCGGACCGGGCGAAUCGCAAGUUCAAAUGGAAGGUCACGGACUACUUGUGA